Thunnus maccoyii (southern bluefin tuna) is the source of this 2340-nucleotide messenger RNA. RefSeq names its product protocadherin alpha-3-like. Lineage: Eukaryota; Metazoa; Chordata; Actinopteri; Scombriformes; Scombridae. Gene Ontology annotation, biological process: homophilic cell-cell adhesion. Gene Ontology annotation, molecular function: calcium ion binding. Bases 1 to 2340 code for a protein of 779 amino acids. Gene Ontology annotation, cellular component: plasma membrane. The transcript has a single exon. The record is from RefSeq and is a predicted model, not a curated record.
AUGAUAGAGCUCUGGUGGGUUGUGGGAUUUUUGUUGUUGUGUUACGACAAUGGAAUAUCAGCUCAAAUGAAGUACUCUAUUCCAGAGGAGGCCAAAGUGGGAUCUGUCGUUGGAAAUAUUGCAAAGGACUUGGGAAUUGAUCUCACUACUCUAAAGGAGAGGCGGUUUCGUAUUGUGUCUGGCUCCAGUGACGUCCUGUUUCAGGUAAAUCAGGACAAUGGACAGAUGUAUGUCCAUAAAACGAUAGAUAGAGAGGAAUUGUGCCCUGGAAACAGUGUCUGUUUGGUUAAUCUAAAAAUAGCGGUUGAAAAUCCUUUAGAAAUACAUUACGUUGCAGUGGAAAUUACGGAUAUAAAUGAUCACUCUCCGUCUUUCCCCGGCGAGGACCAGCUCCUGGAAAUAUCCGAGCAUGUUCCUGUGGGUACACGAUUUCCGAUUCAUGCAGCCCGUGACCCCGAUAGCGGAAUUAAUUCUGUACGUUUCUACAAGCUUAACACAAAUUCUGAUUUUGACAUUGAGAUAAGAGAAAACGAGGAUGAAAAAAUACCAUUUCUCCUGUUAAAGAAACACUUGGACAGGGAACAACAGAAAGAGCAUCGCUUGGUAUUAACGGCAAGUGAUGGAGGAAAUCCACAGAGAUCCGGAAGCCUUAAUUUGAUUAUCAUAGUUAUUGAUACGAAUGAUAACCGCCCUAUAUUUAGUAAGGAUGUAUACACAGUAAAUUUACACGAAAACGCCCCUCGUGGUACACUUGUCCUUAAAGUCAAUGCCACGGAUUUGGAUGAAGGCUCGAAUAGUGAAAUUGAAUACAGCCUAAGCAAAACCUUGAAACAAAAAGUGUAUGACACAUUUAUCCUAGAUAGCAUCUCAGGUGAGAUUCGAGUGAAAGGAAACGUAGACUUUGAAGAUAUGGAGAUUUACAGACUGGAUGUUCAAGCCUCCGACAAAGGCCAGCCGCCCUGGACGGCUGAAUGUAGAGUUAUUAUCAAAAUAAUAGAUGUGAAUGAUAAUAAGCCAGAUAUAGAAGUGACUUCAUUGUCAAACGUAGUCCCCGAAGAUUCAAAGUCGGGCACUGUUAUCUCUCUGAUUAGUGUGACGGACACAGAUUCAGGUGUUAAUGGUAAAGUUAUUUGUACAAUCGCGGGGAAUGUCCCAUUUGAUUUGAGACCAUCUAUACAGGAAAAUAUGUAUUCUCUUGUGACUAUGGGGCGUCUGGACAGGGAAAAUGUUUCACAUUAUGACAUUACAAUAACAGCCAGUGACUGUGGUGAACCUCCACUAUCCACCGUCAAAACUCUGACUGUUGAAGUAUCCGAUGUAAAUGAUAACCGCCCUGAGUUUAGACACAAUCCUUUAGAGUUAUAUCUGGUAGAAAAUAACGUUCCUGGCUCUUCAAUAUUUUCUGUAAACGCAUAUGACGUGGAUUUAAAUGAAAAUGCAGCGAUCUCCUAUCAGGUUGUUAGAAAGGACGCAGUACAAAAUGACAUCACAUCCUUCCUCAAUGUCAAUUCUGAAAACGGACAAAUAUCAGCGCUAAAAAGUUUUGACUUUGAAACUCUGAAAACGUUCCAGUUCCAAGUUGUCGCCACAGAUUCUGGAACUCCGUCACUAAGCAGCAACGUCACAGUGAACGUGUUCAUUCUGGAUCAGAACGACAACCCUCCAGUCAUCCUGUAUCCAGUCAGCUCUAACGGUUCUGCCGAAGGUGUGGAGGAGAUUCCCCGCAAUGUGAACGCAGGACACUUGGUGACUAAAGUCAGAGCCUAUGACGCUGAUAUAGGAUAUAACGGCUGGUUACUCUUUUCACUGCAGCAAGUUACUGACCACAGUCUCUUUGGUUUGGACCGCUAUACAGGACAGAUCAGAACACUUCGCUCAUUCACAGAGACAGACGAGGCUGAGCAUAAACUGGUCAUAUUGGUCAAAGACAAUGGGAACGUUUCACUCUCAGCGACAGCUACUGUGAUUGUCAAACUCGUGGAGCCCAAAGAGGCUUUUGCAGCAUCUGAUGUUAAAAGUUCUGCAAAAGUUGACGAUCAAGACAAUGUUACAUUUUAUCUGAUGAUAACUUUGGGCUCAGUUUCUGUACUUUUUCUCGUCAGUAUCAUUGUGCUGAUUGCAAUGCAGUGUUCAAAAACCACAGACUAUACUUCUAAAUAUCUACAAGACACAAAUUAUGAUGGGACACUGUGUCACAGCAUCCAGUACAGAUCAGGAGACAAACGGUACAUGUUAGUUGGACCCAGGAUGAGUAUAGGAUCUACUAUAGUCCCAGGCAGCCAUGCCAAUACUCUGGUGCUCCCAGACAGGAGACGGGCUUCUGAAGAGGUAAGACUUUAA